AUGUCCUUCUCGACCCCGUCAUUCCUCUCACGACUAGCCCGGCCAUUCACCGGGUCUACCAAGCUUGGGAUCUCCGAGGUCGGAGGCGGCGCCGCCACCGCAGCAGAGUCCAUCCCCGCCGGUGCGCAGAAGGCCACCGUCGCCGCCGGCUGCUUCUGGGGCGUCGAGCACAUCUACCGCAAGCACUUUGAUGGCAAGGGGCUGUAUGACGCCAAGGUCGGCUACAUUGGAGGUGACACCAGCAACCCCAGCUACCGCGCAGUCUGCUCGGGCAACACCGGCCACGCCGAGGCCACCCAGAUCGUCUUCGACCCGGAGAAGAUCACCUACCGCCAGCUGAUCGAGUUCUUCUACCGCAUGCACGACCCCACGACCCCCAACCAGCAGGGCAACGACCGCGGCUCGCAGUACCGCUCCGGCAUCUUCUUCCACGACGCCGAGCAGGAGAAGAUUGCGCGCGAGGUCACAAAGGCCGCCAACGAGCAGUGGUACAGCGGCAAGAUCGUCACCGAGAUCCUGCCCGCCAAGCAGUGGUGGGACGCCGAGGAGUACCACCAGCUAUACCUGGACAAGAACCCCUUCGGCUAUCAGUGCGCGAGCCACUACUUUAGGGACUUCCCGCCGUUGAAGUGA
Molecule: messenger RNA, 633 nt
Organism: Phaeoacremonium minimum UCRPA7
Lineage: Eukaryota; Fungi; Ascomycota; Sordariomycetes; Togniniales; Togniniaceae
Product: putative peptide methionine sulfoxide protein
Exons: 2
Coding region: 1-633 (210 amino acids)
Molecular function (GO): peptide-methionine (S)-S-oxide reductase activity
Source: RefSeq, a predicted model, not a curated record